Messenger RNA from Pyricularia pennisetigena, 1374 nucleotides. RefSeq lists its product as uncharacterized. Lineage: Eukaryota; Fungi; Ascomycota; Sordariomycetes; Magnaporthales; Pyriculariaceae. The record is from RefSeq and is a predicted model, not a curated record. The transcript has 3 exons. Bases 1 to 1374 code for a protein of 457 amino acids. Gene Ontology annotation, molecular function: oxidoreductase activity; zinc ion binding.
AUGCCGGAAAUCCCUAAAGAACAGUGGGCGCAGGUUAUCGAGAAGACUGGCGGGCCCGCCGUCUACAAGAAGAUCCCCGUGUCCAAGCCUGGUCCUGAUGAGGUCCUCGUCAACAUCAAAUACUCUGGCGUGUGCCACACGGACCUGCACGCCAUGAACGGCGACUGGCCGAUCCCGACCAGGCUGCCGUUCGUGGGCGGGCACGAGGGCGCGGGCAUCGUGGUGGCGCGCGGCGAGUUGGUCAACGACGUCGAGAUCGGCGACCACGUCGGCAUCAAGUGGAUCAACAGCAGCUGCCAAAACUGCGACUUUUGCCGGUCCGCCAACGAGAUGCUCUGCACCAAGGUCAAGCUCUCGGGUUACACGGUCGACGGCUCCUUCCAGCAGUACGCCAUCGCCAAGGCCGCCCUUGUGGCCCGCAUCCCCAAGGAGGUGAGCCUCGAGGCCGUGGCCCCGGUUCUGUGCGCCGGUAUCACCGUCUACAAGGGCCUCAAGGAGUCGGGCGCGCGCCCGGGACAGUGGGUCGCCAUCGUGGGCGCCGGCGGCGGCCUGGGAGCCAUGGCGCUGCAGUACGCCCGCGCCAUGGGCCUGCAGACAAUCGCCAUCGACUCGGGCGAUGAAAAGCGCAGCGCGUGUCUGGAGCUCGGCGCGGCUGCCUUCAUCGACUUUGCCACCUCGGCAGACGUGGUAGCCGACGUGCGCAAGGCGACCCCCGACGGCCUCGGACCCCACGCCGCCGUGCUGCUGGCCGUGACGUCGCGGCCGUUCCAGCAGGCGGCCGAGUACAUCCGGCCCAGGGGCACCGUGGUAUGCAUAGGUCUGCCCUCGGGCGCGCAGAUCAAGGCAGAUGUCCUGGAUAUGGUGGUGCGCAUGGUCACCAUCAAGGGCAGCUACGUCGGCAACCGACAGGACACGGCCGAGGCUGUAGAUUUCUUCGCGCGGGGGUUGAUCAAGGCGCCGUUCAAGACUGUGGGGCUUAGUGACUUGGGAAAGGUUUUUGAGCUUUUGGACCAAGGCAAGGUCGUUGGGAGGAGCCGGUUGGCCAUCGAUAUAGCCGCGGACCAGGAUGCCAACAUCCCUAGCCUGAGUAUGUACAUUGCAGCUGACGUAGACCAGGCGCUGCGGCUUGAAGGCAAGCAGCUGGGUCAGGAACGAUACGUCGCAGCCCUUUCGUGGAGGGUCAAUAACGACGGCCGUCUCGUCCGGGUUGAAGCCGUCGAGUUUCUCGAACAGCUUCGGCGCAUCGGCUUCAAUAAACUCGCAUUUGCCGUCGGGAUAAUUGUUCAGCUUAGCGUUCAGGCCUGCUCUUUCAAUAGCCCUACCAUCAAUGUCGAUGCCGAUGAUGCGGCCGUUGACCUCCCCGGACAUGAAUAA